AUGAGCGUGAUACAGGGUCUGUUUGCAUUAUCCUCCGCUGAACCACACGGUCCUAGAUCAACUCGAUACGAUAGCCCUAUGAUGUCAAACCUAGUCACUUGCAGUAGCAGCGAAGAAUCGUCGCAACAACUCCACGAUCGUUGUCAUAAAAUGCAUUCAUCGUCUCGCCCACCGAUAGUACUACCUUUUCGACGAAAGCAGCAGCGAGACAAUCACAUGGCGACCAUUCGAAGACUCUCCGAUUCCGAUGUUCGCGCUAUUUUCGAGUGCCUUCAUCACAACAAGCCUCCACCUCCACAUCUCCAAUUCAAGAUCGUGCCCGUGGGGCCCACGGGAUUGAAGCUUUCGCCACCGUCCUUUGAGUUCGAAGAUGGCCUCUACGUACUCCUCAAGCCUCAGCGAAAGAAGAGUCUUCAUCCUGAUUUCUCGUUGGUCCCGCCACACUUGAUGCACCUAGCGGUGAGAGAGCCGCAAGCCGAAGUAUGUCCUUGGAGCCUCAGUGGACCGCAGUUUCCCAAGCCUACAGCCAUCCAGCAGCGAUACUGCUACCCCAAAGGUCGACCAGAAUACGCCAGUCGAAAGGGCGGUGCCUUGUGGACCAUGCAUGGAGCCGACGGCAAGGAAGAUGCCGAAUAUCGCCUCUUGCAUGUCUAUUACUCGGCCAAACGAGCUGUUAACCGAGGCGUCAAGGCUGCGAAUCUGCACGGUGGCGCAGUGUCAGACGAUUCCUAUUCCCCUCCAGCCAACACCCGCGCCAAGCGCAAUCGAAACAAGGCGAACUUGACGGCCACGACGACGACAACCCCCAAGUCCAAGAGAGCUUGUGUUCACCGAAGGAUCAAUGCUGCCAAUAAUGCCCAUCAUUUGUCGUCUCCCGCAAUUACGACAUCUUCUGGCAGCAACUCGUUCUGCAACUCUCCUGGGUCCUUGCAUACGCUCCCUCCCGCAAGCUCUCAGUUCAGCCCUCCAAGUCAUGUCCGAACCAUUGCCGACGCGACCAUGGACGAUGGUACGGACGAUACUCCCAUGCCUCCCAUUGAAAGUCACAACCUGAUUGCCUUUAAUGACAGUGAUUUCGAUAUCACUCUCAACUCGCGCAUGUUCCAUCCUGUGGGGUCGACCGAGCUACGUCAAGUGGGAUCCUUUGGAUUUGGCGGUCCGGGCACUCAUCCUUACCAUCCCGGCAUGUUUUCCGAUCAUCAUCAGCAGGAACGACAGAACAACUUUCCUCUGAUGCAUCAUUCCACCCAGGCUCUGGAUACCAUCUAUUGGAACGAUCCUCUCUUGCCCCUUCCCAUGACGCGCAAACCCAGCUACGAAUUGUUUUCUCCGACCCCACCGUCUGUUCCGACCCACGAUGUCACGUCGUUUGCCAAUCAUUUGGAGUCGUUGCACAAGCAGAUUUGUGACAAGAUCAGUGAAGCCCCAUCGGGUGACAAGGGAGCCUUGUUGAGCAUCUUUACCGGUUGGGCCAAUCACGCGGCCAAGGAACCCAUGAAUCCAUCGGAUGACAAUGACAAUGCUACUUCCAGCAACAAGACCAAUGUCGCCCCCGCUAACCUGAAGAAAGAAUAG
Seminavis robusta is the source of this 1575-nucleotide messenger RNA. Lineage: Eukaryota; Bacillariophyta; Bacillariophyceae; Naviculales; Naviculaceae. The record is from the annotation of a GenBank genome assembly.